Messenger RNA from Erythranthe guttata (spotted monkey flower), 2806 nucleotides. Its product is annotated as endoplasmin homolog. Gene Ontology annotation, molecular function: ATP binding; ATP hydrolysis activity; ATP-dependent protein folding chaperone. Lineage: Eukaryota; Viridiplantae; Streptophyta; Magnoliopsida; Lamiales; Phrymaceae. The record is from RefSeq and is a predicted model, not a curated record. Gene Ontology annotation, biological process: protein folding.
AACACUUCCAUAAAACCUCGGUAUAUUAUAGAUUAUAGAUCAUAAAUCUCACUCCCCACUCAGAAAACCAUCCGACUGAAAAUUUGAUCAGCAAAUCACAAUGAGGAAGUGGACGAUCCCUUCCGUUCUAUUUCUGUUAUGCCUCUUGUUUCUCCUCCCAGAUCAAGGUAGGAAAAUACACGCAAAUGCAGAAGCCGAUUCAGAUGUGCCACUUGAUCCGCCGAAGGUCGAAGAGAAGAUCGGCGCCGUUCCGCAUGGAUUAUCCACCGAUUCUGAAGUCGUUAAGCGAGAAGCUGAAUCGAUGUCUAGAAAGACACUUCGCGCAAGUGCGCAGAAGUUCGAGUUUCAGGCUGAGGUGUCCAGGCUUAUGGAUAUCAUUAUCAACUCUCUUUACAGUAACAAAGACAUUUUCCUGAGAGAGUUGAUCUCCAAUGCUUCAGAUGCUCUCGACAAGAUUAGGUUUUUAUCACUUACGGACAAGGAAGUUUUGGGUGAAGGUGACAAUACCAAGCUCGAGAUUCAGAUUAAGUUGGAUAAAGAAAAUAAAAUACUUUCGAUCCGCGACAGAGGUGUAGGAAUGACAAAGGAGGAUUUGAUUAAGAAUUUGGGUACCAUUGCUAGAUCUGGAACUUCAGCAUUCGUGGAGAAAAUGCAGACAAGUGGAGAUCUUAACCUCAUUGGACAAUUUGGUGUUGGAUUCUACUCAGUAUAUCUUGUCGCUGACUAUGUUGAAGUUAUUAGCAAACACAAUGAUGAUAAACAGCAUGUAUGGGAGUCAAAGGCCGAUGGAGCUUUUGCAAUUUCAGAAGAUGAAUGGAAUGAGCCACUUGGUCGUGGAACUGAAAUCAGACUGCACCUUAGGGAUGAGGCACAGGAGUACUUGGAUGAGUACAAAUUGAAGGAGUUGGUGAAAAAGUAUUCUGAAUUUAUCAACUUCCCCAUACAUCUAUGGGCCAGCAAAGAAGUGGAUGAGGAGGUUCCAGCUGAUGAAGAUGAAUCCAAUGAUGAUGAUGACGACACAGCUGAAAGUAAAUCUUCUGAGGAAGAAGAGGAAGAAGAGGAUAAAGGUGAGGAUGAGAAGAAACCUAAGACAAAGACAAUCAAGAAAACUACCUAUGAGUGGGAACUUUUGAACGAUGUGAAAGCUAUAUGGUUACGGAGUCCAAAGGAGGUAACAGAUGAAGAAUACACAAAGUUCUAUCACUCUCUCGCCAAGGACUUUGCUGAUGAGAAGCCUCUAUCAUGGAGUCACUUUAAUGCCGAAGGCGAUGUUGAAUUCAAGGCCUUGUUAUUUGUGCCUCCCAAGGCUCCUCACGAUUUGUACGAGAGCUAUUACAACUCAAACAAAUCCAAUUUGAAAUUAUUUGUCAGACGGGUCUUUAUCUCAGAUGAGUUUGAUGAACUUUUGCCCAAGUAUCUGAACUUCCUGAAGGGUCUUGUUGAUUCUGACACCUUGCCACUUAAUGUAUCAAGAGAAAUGCUACAACAUCAUAGCAGUUUGAAAACGAUUAAAAAGAAACUCAUUCGCAAGGCCCUCGAUAUGAUUCGCAAGCUUGCCGAAGAGGACCCUGAUGAAUCCAACGACAAAAGCAAGAAAGAUGUUGAAGAAUCUGGUGACAACAAUGAGAAGAAAGGCCAAUACGCAAAAUUUUGGAAUGAAUUCGGCAAGUCGAUUAAGCUUGGUAUUAUAGAGGAUGCAACUAACAGAAACCGCCUGGCAAAACUUCUUCGAUUUGAGACCACUAAAUCAGAUGGUAAAUUGACUUCGUUGGAUCAAUACAUCUCGAGAAUGAAGUCAGGACAAAAAGAUAUCUUUUAUAUUACUGGAACAAGCAAGGAGCAGUUAGAGAAAUCUCCAUUCCUUGAGAGAUUAACAAAGAAGAAUUAUGAGGUCAUUUUCUUCACCGACCCCGUGGAUGAAUAUUUGAUGCAAUAUCUGACAGAAUACGAGGACACGAAAUUCCAAAAUGUAUCGAAAGAGGGGCUGAAAAUAGAGAAGGAUUCGAAAGACAAAGAACUCAAGGAGUCGUUUAAGGAGUUGACGAAAUGGUGGAAAGGUGCUCUUGCCAGUCACAAUGUUGAUGAUGUGAAGAUAAGCAACCGUUUGGCAGACUCACCGUGUGUUGUAGUGACUUCGAAAUACGGUUGGACUUCAAACAUGGAAAGGAUCAUGCAAUCUCAAACUCUAUCAGAUGCUAACAAACAGGCCUACAUGCGUGGCAAGAGAGUUCUUGAAAUUAAUCCAAGACACCCUAUUAUCAAGGAACUUCGUGACAGAGUAGUGAAGGACUCCGAGGACGAGAGUGUAAAGCAAACAGCACAGCUGAUUUAUCAGACGGCACUUAUGGAGAGUGGUUUUAUGCUAAGUGAUCCACAGGAUUUUGCUUCGAGAAUAUACAGCUCGGUGAAAAACAGCCUCAAAAUUAGCCCCGAUGCAACAGUUGAGGAGGAAGAUGACAUGGAAGAAGCUGAGACUGUAUCCAGCGCGGAAGAAACUGAAUCUACUACCAAAACCGAAGAAGCUCUCGUAGAUGACGAUGUGAAUGAUGAGUUGUAGAGAGGUCACUGGAUGAUUUCCAACACUUUGAAAAACCGUCGAGAAACCUUCAUUCCUUCAACAUUUUGCUAUUUUUACUUAGGCCCAUUACUUAGUUAGGAUAUCUAUAACUCAUAAUGUUAAUUCAUAGCUCGCCAUAGACAUACGCACCAUGAAUUUUGUCGUGCUGCAUUCCUUUUCCUAGUGUUAUUUCUUAAUACUGCUACGCUUUUUCAUCGGUGAAAUGUUGAGUAGUUUUUUUUUUUUUUU